This is a messenger RNA of Amyelois transitella, 1342 nucleotides long. RefSeq names its product tubulin alpha chain. NCBI's taxonomy places the organism in Eukaryota, Metazoa, Arthropoda, Insecta, Lepidoptera, Pyralidae. The transcript has 5 exons. Bases 1 to 1308 code for a protein of 435 amino acids. Gene Ontology annotation, biological process: mitotic cell cycle; microtubule cytoskeleton organization. Gene Ontology annotation, cellular component: microtubule; cytoplasm. The record is from RefSeq and is a predicted model, not a curated record. Gene Ontology annotation, molecular function: structural constituent of cytoskeleton; GTP binding.
AUGGGGCUGAAAGAAGUUAUUCAUAUCCAUAUUGGACAAGCUGGUGUUCAAGUGGCGAAUGCUUGUUGGGAGUUGUAUUGCUUAGAGCAUGGGGUGCGACCAGACGGCAUCUUGGCAUUCGGUGACGAUGAUAACAGCAGUGGCACAUUCUUCAGUGGAACUGGCGCCGGGAAGGUGAUACCAAGAGUUGUAAUGAUAGACCUGGAGCCAACGCCUAUAGAUGAAAUAAGAACAGGCACUUAUCGCCAACUCUUUCACCCUAAUUCUUUACUGACUGGCAAAGAAGAUGCUGCCAGUAACUUUGCUCGAGGAUAUUUCGGAGUUGGACGAGAGAUGAUUGAUCUGGCUCUGAACAGAAUUCGGCUCACAGCUGAAGAGUGCUCACAUCUUCAAGGAUUUAUCAUCUUCCGUUCUUUCGGAGGUGGAACUGGAUCUGGGUUCACUGCUCUGCUACUAGAAGGGCUUACAAAAGAUUAUGGAAAGUUGUCCAAAAUCGAAUUCGCAAUAUACCCAGCUCCACAAAUAUCGCCCAUUAUUGUUGAGCCAUAUAAUGCCGUACUUACAACUCACGCUUGCAUGAAUACUGAAGAUGUCUGCUUUAUUUUUGAUAACGAAGCUCUCUACGAUAUUUUGGCUAGAUCUUUAGAUGUGCCGAGACCCACUUAUACAAAUUUAAAUAGACUUAUCGCUCAGGUGGUGUCUUGCAUGACUGCUUCUUUGCGAUUCCAAGGUUCUCUUAACGUGGAACUAGUGGAGUUCAGGACAAACCUUAUACCAUAUCCUCGAAUCCACUUCCCACUAGUCACGUUUGCUCCAUUUGUGCCUCCUAGCCGCGGUUUGCAUGAGUCCAAUACCACUCAUCAGCUCAUGAUGUCUUGCUUUGAACCUGCUAAUCAGAUGGUAAAAUGCGAUCCCAGACAAGGCAGCUACAUGUCUUGUUGCUUAUUGUUCAGGGGAGAUGUUAGUACUAACGAUAUCAAUUCGGCAAUCAAUCAAAUCAAACAAAUGAAGGCAAUAAAAUUUGUUUCUUGGUCUCCCACAGGAUUUAAGAUUGGUGUGAACAACCAACCACCGACGACAGUUCCGGGUGGUGACUUAGCAGCUUUGGAAAGAGCAGUGGUUAUGGUGUCAAAUAAUUCAGCGGUACGAGUUGCCUGGGAGAGACUUGCCAGAAAGUUUUCGCUGAUGUAUGCCAAGAGAGCGUUUGUGCACCAUUAUGUGGGGGAAGGAAUUGAGGAAGGAGAGUUCAAAAAUGCUUUGCAGAAUGUGAAGGCAUUGUCCAAUGACUAUUUGGAAAUGGAAGAUUAAUAAUGUUUUGGUUUACGUAAAAUGAUAUUGUGAC